Messenger RNA from Vicia villosa (hairy vetch), 2098 nucleotides. RefSeq lists its product as uncharacterized. NCBI's taxonomy places the organism in Eukaryota, Viridiplantae, Streptophyta, Magnoliopsida, Fabales, Fabaceae. The record is from RefSeq and is a predicted model, not a curated record. The transcript is spliced from 2 exons. The coding region runs from base 122 to 1618 and encodes 498 amino acids. Gene Ontology annotation, molecular function: nucleic acid binding; zinc ion binding.
UUUAUAUACAUCAAAACGACCACCAAAUUCACGUUUCGUAUUCUAAUCAUCACUGCAACACCUCUAUCUCUUCGUCUCCCCUCUUUCCAUCUCCACCUUCUCAAAUUCUUCAUUCGCAUCAAUGGAUUAUUCAGCCUACAAUCUCAACCAACCACAACAACAUCCUCAAUCCUAUUACGAAUACGACCCAUCUCAGAUUCAACAUCAACCCUACGAUCAAUCUUACGCUGCAUAUCAACCUUCAUAUUACGCUGCUUAUAAUCAACAAUACGCUUAUUAUCCUACUGACACUACAACGCAUUUUCAACAUCAACAAACUCAUGGUUAUUAUCAAACUGAACCCGCCCCGGUUCACCCUCCCGGUGUUAACCCUGAACCGGUUCAACCCAAUCUGACGAUUGGGCCAUCAUCUCAAUACAGAGGUAGAGGUGGUAGAUCAUUCAGGCGGGGUGGUCGCGGCCGAGGUCAGUUCAGUCAUGGAAGAGGACGUGGAGUGGGCGGUGGGAGAUACUUUCCGUCUCAUUCUUCUGGACCUGCUAUUUCUGAUGUACCGGGUUCAUCAUCAGUCUCAACUCAAGUGCAAACUGCACCAGUGCAACCGCCACCGCGUGGGGUAUUCUGUGAUAUUUGCAAGAUCGAGUGCAAUACCCAAGAAGUCAUGGAGCUGCAUCUGAAAGGAAAAAAGCAUCUGAAGAAUAUCAGAGUACAUGAAGCAAAACAGAGACGCUGUGCUAUCAAUGUACCACAAAGUGGACAGAUUCCUACCUCUCAGUUGAACUCAACGGAUCAAACUAUUAUAGCUCAGGAAUCUGAAGACCCUACCAAAUAUUUUAGUUCUGAAAUUGCAACUGAUAGUCAGAAGGUUGACAUAAUUUCGCAGAAUAAUGUAGGAGAGACUUCUGAUGUUCCAGCUGAAGAAAAUUCUGCUGCAAGAGGCCGUGGAUUGAAGCGUAAAUUAAGAGGAGGAAAAACACGUAAACAGACGAGGACUGCUGAUGGUUCACAACCUGAGCCCGCUGUAGCCAUUACAUGUGAGUUGUGCAAUGUUAAAUGUGACACCCAACGAGUUUACCAGGCUCAUAUUACUGGGAAAAAGCACUUGAAGCGUGCCUAUGGCCCCCAUGCUCCGGCCGGAUUAGUACGUAACCAAGCUUUAGUUGGAGUAGGUAACCAAGCUUUGGUUGGAGUAGGUGAUCAAACUUUGUCUGAAGUAGGUUCCCAAGCUUUGGCUGGAGUAGCCGGGCUUCAAGCACUUUACCCACCUGACAUCAACGCACUAGCCACUGCAAUUAAUGCUCAAGUUCAACAAGGUGAUAAUGAUCCACAGGUACUUCUGGCUCAGCUCCUGGUGAAUGCACUAUCUCAAGCACAAGGAUCAGCAACAGCACCACCGAAUGGCUUAUUGACAGCUCAGACACCUACGCCUGCAUCGGUGGCCGGUUCAAGUUAUGAUCCCCAGUCGGCACAGAUACAAGUCUCAGAAAUCGCAGCGCAGGCAAAUCUUACCGGUGAAUCAAAAAAUGAGACACCUUCUGCCCCAGUGGAGUCAAAUGCACAGGAAGGUUCAAAUGUUGGCAUUGGCACACAAGUUGAAGGUGGAAGUUCUGAAACUAAAUAGGAUGCUAAUGACAGGCAGAGGCAAUUUUCAAGUGCAACAAAUGAAUACCUUCAUAAUGUGAAGCUUUCUAAUCAUAGUGUAUCCAUAGUAGAACAAUCAUUCUCUCAGUUUUACUUUAUUCAGACAAUUGUUCCAUUCUAUUGCCGGCAAGGAUUUCUCAUUUAAGGAGGCGACAUCAACACUAUGAAUCUCUCACAUGGUUGUUAGAUGUGUCAAAUCCUUAGGAUUGUUGCAUGUGUAUGUGCACGCGCAGCUCUGUUUGUGAUGUUUUUUUUUUACCAUUUUAGAUGAUAAUACUGUUUGAUAUUAAUGUUACCCCUAGUGGAUUAGUAAGCAAGUUCAAUAGUAAGAAUGAGAGUUUUUUUUCCAUCAUUUACGCACGAAGUCGAAACGGAAUGGUGUUUAAACUUUAAACCCAAGUAUUGCAAAUAAUAAUGGUCAGUAAGCUAAAGAAUACGAAAUUAUGUGAAGAUGUUUGUU